AGCAACCAUUCAACAAGUUACGUAACAUCCGGGGAAAACACACACAAAACAGAAAUGGCUAAAGCAGCAGCAACAAAAGAAAAAGAUCCUUUAAAUUUCGUUCACCAAAAUGCAAUUUUAUGUGAAACGAUUACAAAGGAACAACGGCAUCAAAAACUGUACACAAAUUACAGCGUAAACCCAUUUAAGAAAAUUCAUGUCAUCACUGGGAAACCCAAUUCUAGACAUGACACGGAGGAGGGUGAAGAAGACAGUCACUUCAAAAAUGUUAUCAAAAGAGCCAAUCAAGAACCAGUAAAGAAGUAUGUCUACCCCCAAACAGAGUCCCAGGAAAUCGGAUGGAUUACCAAGCCCCUGAUUGACUCAGAUAGAUCGGAUCGCAGGCUUAACUUUUACAGACAGAAUACUCCUAUCACCAAAUAUAUGGAUGCCGCAUGGAGAGUUAAGGAACAAACAGAAAAUAUGAACUAGGAAUUAGUACAGUUUUAAUUUACACGCCUCUAUUCAUUUGUUGAAAUCAUCGAUAUCACUGAAAUUGUUAUUGUGUGUUGAAGUGCAUGACAAAGUCACAUCCUAUUAUAUGCAGGAUAAUCUGCAAUACUGUACAUAAAAAAAACAGGUGCUGUGUCAAAGUCAUGUCUAAUUUUAGAUGUUAUUUGUUAUAAUAAAUGCGGGUUUUCAAGAACAUGUACAAAAGCCUGUUACCACAAAUGUAUUGUAAUAAUUUUUCAAAUAAAUUUUAACACAUACACAAUG
This is a messenger RNA of Magallana angulata, 756 nucleotides long. Its product is annotated as protein FAM183B-like. Bases 55 to 471 code for a protein of 138 amino acids. NCBI's taxonomy places the organism in Eukaryota, Metazoa, Mollusca, Bivalvia, Ostreida, Ostreidae. The transcript has 4 exons. Gene Ontology annotation, cellular component: ciliary base. The record is from RefSeq and is a predicted model, not a curated record.